Molecule: messenger RNA, 414 nt
Organism: Pistacia vera
Lineage: Eukaryota; Viridiplantae; Streptophyta; Magnoliopsida; Sapindales; Anacardiaceae
Product: DNA-directed RNA polymerase subunit beta'-like
Exons: 2
Coding region: 1-414 (137 amino acids)
Biological process (GO): DNA-templated transcription
Molecular function (GO): DNA-directed RNA polymerase activity
Source: RefSeq, a predicted model, not a curated record
AUGGAGAGGAAAAUUUGUGGAAGCUAUUCAAGUUGUCGUUCUACACCAAAGAUGAAAACUACACUUGUUCAGGUGGACAUUGCGAAGAAAGAAGAUUUUGUGAAGGCAGAGGUGAUCAACAAGAAUGAAGCUGCUCAAGCUGUUGCUUCUACGCCUGCUGUGAUCUCAACUCCAAAGACUGAAGAAUCCGUGAAUGUGAAGAAGGAAGAACCCGUGAAAACAUUGAUGGGGGAUCAAAAGGCUGUUCAUGUACCUUUAACUUUAGAGGCUCAAGCAGAGGCCUAUUUACUUAUGUUUUCUCAUAUGAAUCUCUUGUCUCCUGCUAUUGGGGAUCCCAUUUCGGUACCGAUUCAAGAUAUGCUUAUUAGACUUUUUGUAUUAACAAAUGGGAAUCAUCGAUAUUUGUGCAAAUAG